CGCAUCUGCUGCGUAGAUGGAGCGAUUGUAGCUAGCUGCGAUCACGCUAAAAUUAUUUUCUCCCGGUAUUAUAUACAAAAUUGCGUCUGCUGUUUUGAAACGGAAUAAAAUGAGCACGAUUGUGGCAGCAGGUAUUGGCCUGGCGGCUGUUGGGUUUGCGGGUCGUUAUUUGUUCAGAAGAAUGCCGAAUUUAUCACAGAGAAUGGCAGAGACAGUGAAGAAGCUAGAUUCCCAGUCACUAGCAAACAACAAGUAUUACAAGGGUGGUUUCGAACCAAAGAUGACCAGGCGGGAAGCCAGUCUGAUCUUGGGUGUGUCGCCCACGGCUAGUAAGAUCAAAGUAAAGGAACAAUUUAAAAAGGUAAUGGUCGUGAAUCAUCCAGAUCGCGGUGGUUCCCCAUACAUCGCCGCAAAAAUUAACGAGGCAAAGGAUUUGCUUGAGAAAUAAUGAUUAAAAAUGUAGCGUGCUUGUAAUAUAUAUCUGUAAUGUAUUUAGGAACGAAAUUUCAAUGUACAUAAUUAUAAUUUUAAUCGUAUACAUUAUUCUAUGAUAAAUAUAAUCUAUUUUUGAAGUUGUAUAUUAGAACAAUUUUUUGUUUUUAAAUAUAUUUUUACCAGACGGAUUGUUUGUGCAUAAACAGAAACCGCAUGUACAUGUAAAUUCAGGAUUUAAUUAAAAUGAAAUACCACAAGGAUAACUA
Messenger RNA from Wasmannia auropunctata (little fire ant), 701 nucleotides. RefSeq names its product mitochondrial import inner membrane translocase subunit TIM14. Gene Ontology annotation, cellular component: PAM complex, Tim23 associated import motor. Gene Ontology annotation, molecular function: ATPase activator activity. The transcript has 3 exons. Gene Ontology annotation, biological process: protein import into mitochondrial matrix. Lineage: Eukaryota; Metazoa; Arthropoda; Insecta; Hymenoptera; Formicidae. The record is from RefSeq and is a predicted model, not a curated record. Bases 110 to 448 code for a protein of 112 amino acids.